AUGGCCGCGCUCCUCGGCCCCGUGUUGUUCAUUUACUUCACAUGUAUAUCUACUGUCCAGACUACUGACUGUCUGCACUUGAGGGAGCAAUGUAUUAAUGCUGGAAGCAGAUGUGAGAGUGUCUGGAAUGUGGUUGAAGAGGCCUGCAAUAUUUCAGGUAAUAGAUGCACGGCAGAAGACAAUGUUGGAUGUAAUAGAAUAAUCCAGGUCCUGGCUGACGAAUACCCAGAAUUUAGAAACUGUGUCUGCACUACAGACGAUAUCUGUAGCAUCACAACUUUGCUUGGGAAACUGUGUGGCAUUAAUAAAGACUAUUUGGAGUCUCUCUCAAGGUCGGACACCGAACUGAGUAUUAGGCAGCACAGAAACCCUGAAGAGCAAAGUCGCUCUGAGGAACCGGAGAGCGAGUGCAGCGCUGCGAAGCGGCGCUGCCGGGAGGAGCCUCGCUGCUCCGCCGCGCACAGGAGCUUCCAGCGGGCGUGCCAGGCAGCUGCAGACACCUGCAGCUUCCCAGUGCCUGCAAAGUGUUUGUCAGCCUGGAAAGAACUGAGGAAAACAGUUCUGGGGAAGUGCACGUGCUCAGAGCCACUUCAGACGAGAUGCAUUAAAAUCUGGAAGGGAAUAUUUAACAACCCUUGUUUACAAUACUCUCAGGAGAGCCAAGCCUCAGGAGCAAGUGAAAAUGAUGGCAGUGAUGAUGACUAUAAUGCUGAUGUUGAUGGUGAGAAAAAUCUGAUCACUGACACAGACAAUAUUAGUAUGGAAACAAAAUUACAGUGGGGUUUAUCUACUCUCUCCAAACAAGGUUACACAACAAACAGGAGCUGUUUGGAUGUGAACAGGGAGUGUGUUGAAGAUGAAGUGUGUAACAAACAGUUGUCCCUGUACCUUAAAGUUUGCUCAGUAAAUAAGAAGUGCAAUGUGGAAGGAUGUCAAGCAGCCAUAAGGUUCUUCUAUCGAAACAUGCCUUUUGAAGUUGCCCAAAUGAUGAUAUUUUGUGACUGUAUCCAGCAUGAUGAAUCCUGCCACAGAGCCAAAGAACUUCUCCAUGGCAAGGCCUGUGCAGUUACAGUAGUUCCACCCCCAUCAUGUCUGAAUGUAAUCCACAUGUGUGAAGAGAAUGAAUUGUGCAGGAAAAAAUACACAACUUUUCAGUCAAAGUGUUGGAGACAUGUGACAAAAAAAUGUUAUAAUGAUGAAGCUUGUCUUGAAACUUUACUCAAGGAUGACAUGCCCUGUUCUGCCAGCGCUGAUUGCAAAGCAGCCUAUAUGAGCAACUGGGGCACGAUGCUGCACAUGGAGUGCACCUGCCAAAAUCUGCCUCCUGUGGAGCAGCCUUUGUGUGAGCUCUUCCAUCACAUGCUGCACAGCAAAUCCUGCUUCAGUGACUUACGUCAAAUUUCUAUUCAGAAGAAGGGUUUUCACUGGGUGAAUACAGAAAUGCCAGGGGAAAAGAUUUCCGGAGCACAGCUGCAUUCUUCUGCAAUUAACGGUGAAACUGUCUACAUUAUUGCUUACUCCUCCUGCAUAGCUCUUAUCCUAGGAAUAGUCCUGUUGACUCUCCUAAAGAUCAGAGCCUGCAGAACAAAAUAUGAGUCAAGAAGUCCCUCGCCAGACCAUUCUUCUGAAACAUUUAUGGCCCAUUAUAAAAGUCACAGAUGAACUACUCUGUUGCUUAUGCUUUUUAAGGCUAUUCCUGAAAGCCAGCCUGUUGUACAUAUGUGAUAAUAAAAUAUAUAUUAGAAAAACUUCUAUAAGUUAUGAAAUUUUGUAGUUAAGCAUGCAAAAUAUUUUUUAUAU
This is a messenger RNA of Vidua macroura (Pin-tailed whydah), 1800 nucleotides long. It is a transcript of the gene GFRAL, whose product is annotated as GDNF family receptor alpha like. The transcript has 10 exons. Gene Ontology annotation, cellular component: signaling receptor complex; external side of plasma membrane. Gene Ontology annotation, molecular function: signaling receptor activity. The record is from RefSeq and is a predicted model, not a curated record. Bases 1 to 1662 code for a protein of 553 amino acids. Lineage: Eukaryota; Metazoa; Chordata; Aves; Passeriformes; Viduidae. Gene Ontology annotation, biological process: nervous system development.